Messenger RNA from Biomphalaria glabrata, 2459 nucleotides. RefSeq names its product chromatin complexes subunit BAP18-like. NCBI's taxonomy places the organism in Eukaryota, Metazoa, Mollusca, Gastropoda, Planorbidae. Bases 145 to 660 code for a protein of 171 amino acids. The record is from RefSeq and is a predicted model, not a curated record. Gene Ontology annotation, cellular component: MLL1 complex; NURF complex. The transcript has 6 exons.
UGGAAAACCUGGAGUUUCAUAUUAUGAACCGCCAGAGAAAGAAAAAUGAUGUUGAAGUGAAAAAGCAAAAUAAAAUAGACCCUAGAAAAGAUCUCGUCUAGAUCUAAGUCUAUUUAUUAAUUUAAAGAUUUUAUAGCUAUAAAAAUGAGUUCCUCUUCAAAGGUUGGUGAAAUUUUUACAGCUGCUGGAGCAGCCUUUACAAAAUUAGGAGACUUAACCAUGCAGUUGCAUCCUUCCUCUGAUCAAAGUGCUGGUGGCAUUGGGGGUAAGUGGACAGAACAAGAAAUUGAAAUGCUGAGAGGUGCAGUGAAACGUUUCGGUGAAGAUCUCAACAAAAUCAGUGAGGUCAUCAAAAGCAGAACAAUCUCUCAGAUUCGCACUCAGCUGAAACGCAAAGCUUAUGAAGAUGCUGGGCUACAGCCACCUAGCACAACUCCGGCCAAGGCAACCACAACGACCAAAGUAGUCACAAAACAGACAGUUGCAGCUGUGGCUGCUCAAGUGGCUGCUGAACCUCAAGCUAAAAAGCAAAAAACUUCAGAAGUAACAUUGAGUGCGUUAAAUGCCCCUGAAGGAGAUGUUGACAUUGAAGGCUUGGGAGAUUCCAGUAGUCAUAAAAAGUUGGAUUUUGAUUCUGAUGUUGAUUCAAGCAUGUUGUAGCAAAGGGACGUAAUGGUGUCUGGUGUUUUUUUUUUUUUAUUGACAAGAUUGUGCAGCUGACUGUAAAAAUAUUUUUGUUGGGUUGAAUGAAAAGAUGGCACUUGGUGUUUUAAUCAUUAUGUGUGUAAAAUGUUACCUGCUUCUCAUCUUGCAGACAGUGUUCAAAAUGGAAAGGGGAGGAAGUCUCUGGUUUCAUUGACAUUCUAGUACAAAAUUUCUCGUCAAUAAUAGAUGAAGCUGUAUAGAGUUGUCCCUUGUUAUUGACCAAAUAAUUGUGUGCAGGAAGUGAACAGUAUAUUCUAUCAUUAUAUUUGAAAAUAAAUUAUUCAUGCACUGCUACCUUCAGUUGAACUUGUUCAUUGGAUACAAAACGUUCUCGUUACACUUUCAUACUGGUUAAAAGAACUUGCAAGACAGACCUUAUGUAGAGUUCUGCUAGUCUGACUUGACAGUUUGUCAAACCAUUGGCUUGAGAAAUGUUCUAUGGCUUCCUAUAGUCCCAAAGCUACUAUGGAUCAUCUUAUAGAAAUGAAAUGAAUGCUUGUGUACUAGCUAUGAAAAUGUUGAAUUCAAUAGACCUACAAGUUUUACUUACAAGCAAUGUUGUUUUAGUAGUUUUAUCUGUUUUUAUAGUCACACUUUUAAACAUGGCACUGUAUGUCUACAAUCAUAGAUGUAAAUAGUUCUCAAAUCUGUAUGAAAUUUUUCCAUGUUAUAAUUCCUUUUUUAACUCUUUCAGUGCAGCGUUACUCUCAGCGAGUAACUUGGUUUAUAAUAUUUAUUUCACUAUCUUUUUUAUGUUAAACUUUUUAUUUCUCUAUUUUUUUUAACUUCCUAGAUGUGGGAGUGAUUGUUCUUUGUUUUGAUACUAAAUUCAAUGCAGUACCAACACUUUAAAAAAAAAAAAAGAUAACAUUAUGUUAAUGGUUCCUCUUUUUUACUUUAUUUCCCGGGACCCGAAAAAUGUAAAUAAUACAUUGUGUUAGUGCAUUUGUUCAUAUUAUAUUAAAUUUAAAGUGAUUAAAUAUGUUAAGUAUUGGGAUUUUAAAAAUAUUUAUAGAUUAAAUGUUUAAUGAAAAGGUUUAAUCUUUCAGUAUAUCGAUUUUUUAAUGAAUUUUAAAAAUAUUUUCUUUUUUCCGUACUCAGUUUAAAAUUAAUUUAAAAAAAUUUUGUUUGAAUACUUUAUUUAAUUUACUUUACUUUUGUAGUCCAUUCAUUUUCCUUUAAAAUAAAAUAAUAUGUAAGAUUAUUUAAUAAAAUAAAAAAGUUAUAGUUGUUUUAGUAACUCAACCCCCCUUGAAAAUUUGUGUUCAUUCCGCAAAACUCCCAAUUUUUCAAUAAAAAAAAUUUGCACUGAAAGAGUUAAAAUAUCUAGUCGAUGGUUUAAAAAUUAGGAAUGUUCACUCUAGGAGUCUUUGGCUUUAAAACCUUAAAAUCAAAUGUGUGUCUACAAAAAAUGUGUUGAAUAUUUAAUGUGAAUACUAAAAAAAAUAUUAUUUCACACUAACCUUGGCAUUGGCCUAAAAUGAAAGUAAAGUGCAAUCUGCGUCUGACAUUUGUAGGUACAAGUUCAAGGCUGUUUAUUAGACAAUUGUACUCACUUUGACAUUAAGUCUUUGUUUUAGGGAUGACUUUUUGUGUGUGUGUGUGAAACUUUUAAUGAUGUGAGACUUACUGAAAUAUAAGUGGUAGAAAAUUUUAUUUUGUAUUUAUGAUAAAUGGUAAGAUUUGUCAUUGUAACUAUUAAAUGUAAUAUUGACCCUAUUAACAAACAAAAUAAAAUGUUUGUAAAUAUUGUA